AUGAGAACUUUUUCUCGCUCCAGCUAUAAUCUUAGACACUUGUCGGAGAGCAAUGACGAUGAAGGAAUAAAGAGGCCGAAUAGACAAAAAUCUCUACAUCUAUGGCGUUCUACUUCAUUGAUAAACUUAGUUGGCAACUCAAAUAAGAAUAAAAGCCCAGUUUACGAAUCGACUCCUGUUACCAAGAGCUUAAAUAAGUAUGGCAGCUUAAACAGUUUAAGCUCAUUGCAUAGCACUAAGUCUGAUAUAGAUUUAAGCAUUGGCCGUAGUUUCGUGGGUUCUAUGAAUGUGAAAGUGAUCAAAGUUAAAGGACUGGGCGGAAAGUCGAGCGCCUAUUGUACGCUGGAACUGGACAAUGAGAGAAUACAGACGCACACGGCGAGAUCAAGUUUGGAGCCGACGUGGAACAAGAACUACGUGUUUAACGUUUAUGACGUCACAUCCGUGUUAAAAUUGAAAGUACACGGUAGCCCGUUGACGGAUACGUUAUUAAGUGAAUUUCGGGGUCAAGUUUCAAUUCCAUUGUUGAAGAUUAGGGAUGGAGAAACGAGGUGGUACGCUUUAAAGGAUAGAAAUAAUCGAGGCAUCGCGAGAGGCAAAUCUCCCAGAAUAUUGCUUCAUAUAAGUAUCAAAUGGGACCCAGUAAAAGCAGUUAUUAAACUGUUUCGUCCGAAGGAGGUUAAACAUAUAGAAAAGCCUUAUCGAUUGGAUAUUCCACUUCUUUUUAAAAAGAUUAUCGUUUUGGCGAACAUAUUUAAUACACUCUUAAGUGUUAAUGAACAUUUUAAAUCUUUAUUUGAGUGGGAUAAUCGAGAACUAUCGGCCUGCUCGCUGCUGGCCUGGUUAAUUAUCUGCUACCACUUAAAGCCGUGGAUGAUUCCUUUCAUUUUACUGGUUAUCUUCGUCUUCUUUUGGUUUUACACUAGAGUAAAAGAUGGUAAUAUUUUUAACGAUAUUGCCAGUAACCGGAAUAGUGAAAUAGGAUCAACCGAAAAUCAGAAGGACACUAAGGGGCUAUCGUACAAAAUUAAUGAUAUGCAAGAAACCAUUAUGACUGUAUCGCACGUACUGGAUAUAGUUGUGACGUUAGUUGAGAAAAUUAAAAUCUUACUGUUCUUUCGGAUGCCAUUUCUGAGUUACGUGUUCAUGUUGCUACUGGGGGUCGUUUCCGCAACAUUGUAUUUUAUGUCAUUUAAUUAUUUACUAAUGCUGUUUGGUAUUUAUAAAUUUAUGAGGAAAUAUUUAAAUCCUGACAGAAUAUUAAACAACGAUUUAUUAGACUUCGUUUCAAGGAUUCCGAACAACAGUGAAUUGAAAGAUUGGGAGGAAUUGAAUGUUCCUGAACCGAAUCAA
Messenger RNA from Iphiclides podalirius (scarce swallowtail), 1353 nucleotides. NCBI's taxonomy places the organism in Eukaryota, Metazoa, Arthropoda, Insecta, Lepidoptera, Papilionidae. The record is from the annotation of a GenBank genome assembly.